Panonychus citri (citrus red mite) is the source of this 3087-nucleotide messenger RNA. Its product is annotated as protein phosphatase 1B-like. Gene Ontology annotation, cellular component: cytosol; nucleus. NCBI's taxonomy places the organism in Eukaryota, Metazoa, Arthropoda, Arachnida, Trombidiformes, Tetranychidae. The record is from RefSeq and is a predicted model, not a curated record. Gene Ontology annotation, molecular function: magnesium ion binding; protein serine/threonine phosphatase activity; manganese ion binding. The coding region runs from base 359 to 1519 and encodes 386 amino acids. Gene Ontology annotation, biological process: protein dephosphorylation; negative regulation of stress-activated MAPK cascade. The transcript has 6 exons.
UUUCUCUUCUCUUCUUAACUGACUCUUUCUCUCUCUUUCAUCUCUAGAAGAUUUUCUCUCUCUAAGGUUUAUUAUUAUUUCUGUUUCUCAUUCUAUUUAAUUUUAAUUCAGUGUUAAUCGUGAUUCUUACGAUAAACAUUUCAUUUAAAUCGGUGAUUUCUGUUGUUCUUUUCUCUCUGUUAAUUAUAUCAAUUGUUUUCUCCUCUUUGGAAUAUCAAGUAAAAUUUAUUCACCUAAAACUGAUGUGAUCAUCUCUUGAUUAGCUGAAUUGUGCCUGUGGAAAGAGACCUACCAAUCAUAAGAAGCUGAUAAAUCAAAUUUAAACUUAAUAGAGAAAAAUAAACGUUGGAUUAAGAUAAUGGGUGCAUUUUUAGAUAGGCCUAAAACCGAUAAAGUAACCGAGAAAGGUUUCGGUAAUGGAUUACGAUAUGGUGUUAGCAGUAUGCAAGGAUGGAGAUUGGAAAUGGAAGAUGCUCAUUGUGCCGUACUUGGUAUCAAUGGGUUAACAGAUUGGUCCUUCUUCGCAGUGUUUGAUGGACAUGCAGGUCGGAGGGUUAGUGCUCAUUCUGCGGCUAAUCUACUGGAAUCUAUAAUACAAUCAGAUGAUUUUAAGAACCAUGCAGAAGAUUCAGCGAAAACCUCUAAUGGUAAAUCAUCUUCUGAGAAAGUAGCUGAUGGUAUUCGCGAGGGUUUCCUUAAAUUAGAUGAGAAGAUGAAAAAAUUACCUGAAGUUGUCUCAGGAGAAGAUAAAUCUGGUUCAACAGCGGUGUGCGCCAUUAUUUCUCCAACACAUUUUUUCCUUGCGAAUUGUGGUGACUCACGAGCAGUUCUUUCAAGGUCAGGAAAAGCGCAUUUCUCAACUCAAGACCACAAACCAGCUAAUCCAAAGGAAAAGGAGAGAAUUCAAAGAGCUGGUGGAAGUGUAACCAUCCAAAGGGUCAACGGAUCAUUAGCAGUGUCAAGAGCUCUUGGAGAUUAUGAUUAUAAGCAAGUCGUUGGCAGAGGACCAUGUGAACAAUUGAUAUCACCAGAACCCGAUUUAACUGUAAAAGCGAGAGAUCCUGAACACGAUGAGUUUCUCAUUCUUGCUUGUGAUGGUGUUUGGGAUGUUAUGAAUAACGACGAUUUGUGUAGUUUUGUUAAUUACCAAUUGUCAAUUCAACCUGAUUUAGAAUUAGUUGCAUCUUCCAUUAUCGAUACAUGUUUACAUAAGGGAAGUAAGGAUAACAUUAGUGUGGUACUAAUUGUUUUUCCUGGUGCACCAUCAAUCAGCGAGGAAGCUCAAAAAAAUGAUCAAGAAUGUAACCGAGUUUUAGAAGAGCAUAUAAAGGCUUUAUUGAAUUUGAAUGCGAACAUGUCUAUCUCCUGUAUCAUUGAUAAUUUGAUUUCUGAAAAGAUUCCAAAUCUUCCUCCUGGUGGAGGAUUAGAGGCCAAACGAACUGUAAUUGAUGAAAUUUAUAAAAAGUUAAGACCUCCAGUGGAUAAAGCUGAAGACACAAGCGGAGACAGUUCUGACUGACAACCUUAAAAUUCUGGCCUUUGAUAAAAAUUUGGUUAAUGGAAGAAAUCAAUCAAAAGAUUACUAUCAUAACCAUCGUUAUAAUUACCGAAAAAGACUUAAAACACUCGAUGAUCAUUUUCUGUGAAAAAAAAGAAACAAAUGAAAGAAAGAAAGAGAAUAGGAAAUAGAGAAAGACAAUUAAUUUGGGCAAAGAAAAUCAAUCGUUUACGAGGAAAACAAAUCAAAUGUGGAAACCAAAGUGAAGACAACAAAUCAACUAAAGAUCAUCUCAAUCAACUUAACAACAUAAACCCUUCACCAUGAUCAUUAUUCCUCAAUUACAUACCACAUUACAUGCACACAACAUACACACACUUACAUGCAUACACACAAUAUAUUAACAUAAACUUUUACUUCCUCUUUCUUUCCUUUCUUUCCUCCCUUUCCCUGACCCUUAAUCGUUCUCAUCAUGUUAGAGAUAAAUAUGAAUCUGUCAAUGUGAAAAAAUCAGUUUUUACUAAUCUUCUGAAAAGAGAAAAUCCUUACCUUUAAUCCCUCAAGUCCACAUGAACAUGAAAAAAUCCAUCCCAACGAAGGAGAAAUUACAAUUCACUUAUGUUACUUUUAACCACCUUCUCUCAUUUCCCACACCAAUCCCUUGCUUUUCUCUCUCUCUCUCACACACACUCUCUCUCUCUCUCUCCAUCUCUUUAUAAAUAUAUUUUUUCUAUUUCCCAAUGUAUAUUAUUGGUGAAAAAAUUGUCGUCAAAUUAAUUGUAAACAAACUUUGAGAGAAAAACUCUAAAUCAAACUAGCAACCAUUUUAAUUGUGGAAAGACAACCGACCCAACAAAUUAACAUUGAGAAAACAGGACGGCCCUCACUCACCCUAAUCAUUACCUCAUAAAACAAUUAAUCAACUGUUCCCAUUUCUUAAUCUAGUUCUUCCUUUUUUCUUUCUUAAUUGUAAAUGGUCUCAACCCUCGAACAUAAUCCGACCAUUAACCAUUAUCAAGACCAAUCCGAGAUACAAAGUUGAACCCAAUCAAUUAUUUUCCCGAUAACAAUUUAUAUCAUAUUAAUUAUCAUCUUACCACACUAGACAAUUUGAUAUUUACAUAUGAAUUUUAUCAUCUCUCUCUCUCUCACUCACUCACUCACUCACUCUUUCUCGUUUUCUAAAGUUUCUUUUGCCCAUCUGAAACUAACCCUUUUCUCUUUAUUUCCCCCCAAAAACUGUCUAAUCCACUUUUCUACAAUAUUUUAUUACAUCGAAGCUAAAUUGUUAUCAUUCCCAUUGAUAAUCAUCAUCUUCAUCUUCAUUCUCACUUCCUCCUCUUCCUCUCCUCGUGUAUCUUUUGUUCAUGAGAUAAACUUCAAAGUCAAAUCUGGUUCCACUUUGGGUGUUUUCAGAAUCAACUCUUCUAAAACAGAAUCUUACCUGAAUUCUGAUUCCGUGUAAUCUCCCAUUCUCUCAACAAUCAACUCAGUAUACCGGAAAGGGUGAAGACCAGAUAAAUAGGAAAUUCACCAAGAUGCAGGAAUGAAAUAAAAUAAUUUUUUCUAAAGUAUUUUUCUGAUAAAAA